Didymosphaeria variabile is the source of this 1971-nucleotide messenger RNA. RefSeq names its product methylenetetrahydrofolate reductase 1 (gene MET12). Bases 1 to 1971 code for a protein of 656 amino acids. The transcript has 2 exons. Gene Ontology annotation, biological process: tetrahydrofolate interconversion. The record is from RefSeq and is a predicted model, not a curated record. NCBI's taxonomy places the organism in Eukaryota, Fungi, Ascomycota, Dothideomycetes, Pleosporales, Didymosphaeriaceae. Gene Ontology annotation, molecular function: methylenetetrahydrofolate reductase [NAD(P)H] activity; FAD binding. Gene Ontology annotation, cellular component: cytosol.
AUGGAAAAGAUUACGGAUAAGAUCAAUGCGCUGCCCGAUGGCGCCAAUUACUUCUCGCUUGAGUUCUUCCCGCCGAAGACGUCCAUGGGCUUCGCGAACCUCCAGUCGAGAUUAGAGCGCAUGUCGCAGGCGCUGCGCCCGCUCUUCGUAAACGUAACUUGGGGCGCUGGCGGAUCGACGGCAACCAAAUCGCUCGAGCUCGCAGAGAUAUGCCAGCGUCAGCUGGGCCUUACAACAUGUCUACACCUGACGUGCACAAAUAUGAGCCGCAAGCUCGUGGACGAGGCACUCGAUCAGGCAAGAGUACUAGGCAUACGGAACAUUCUGGCGUUGCGUGGCGAUGCGCCACGGAGCGAGGAGUACCGAGAGGAGGGACAGCUCCCAGAGGAUGAUUCGAAUAAAGACUUCACGUGGGCAGUGGAUCUGGUUCGAUAUAUUCGCCAGCAGUAUGGGGACUACUUCUGCAUAGGUGUCGCGACCUAUCCCGAGGGGCACUCCGAUCAGAGCCACCCGGAGGCGCAGGAUCCGAAAUAUGACCUCCCGUACCUGGUAGAGAAGACGCAAGCUGGUGCGGAUUUCCUCAUGACACAGCUCUUUUUUGAUGUGGAGGCGUAUAACAAGUUCGAGACCAUGUUGAGAGAACACGAGAGCGGCGCAUUCAAGACGAUACCUAUCAUCCCUGGCCUGUUGCCUAUACAAUCGUACCAGAUACUCAACCGCGUCUCGAAGCUCUCGCAUGCGAAGAUUCCGGCAGACAUUGUAGCUCGUCUGGACGCUGUGAGAGGUGACGACGAGCUGGUCAAGCAGGUGGGCGUCAAGAUCUUGAGCGAGAUUGUGGAGCACAUGAAAGGACGGCCUAGCCCUACAAGAAGAGGUUUUCACUUCUACACCCUCAAUUUGGAAAAGGCGGUAUCACACAUCCUGGAAAACUGCAACCUGAUACCGCAACCAUUGCUCGAAGAUGAUGACGACGCCAUCGAGCUCACCCCUAGCGCCGACUUCCAACCCCCUGAAGGCGCACUGCGCAACAAGGAACGAAGACGUCUUUCUUCCGUUAACUCUGGCCCGCGAAACCGCGUCAUAAUAUCCAAUCCGUCACAAAGCAAGUCCAGUAACGCCUCUUACGAAGCCCCCGAAGACGAAGCCGGCGUUCCCAAGGGCCCGGUCAACACCCGUGCCAACACGCUCGCCAUCUCCGAGGGCGAAGGAUCCCUCGGCCGCGAAGCAACCUGGGAUGACUUUCCCAACGGCCGCUGGGGCGACGCGCGAUCUCCUGCCUUCGGUGAGAUCGACGGCUACGGACCGACGCUGCACGUGUCUACGCCUCAAGCCCUGAAACUUUGGGGCCAUCCCGUCGACAGAGACGACAUCUCGAAACUCUUCCGCAGGCACAUCGAAGGCGAUCUCGAAGCCAUCCCCUGGAGCGAGCAAGGCCUCAGUCCCGAAACCAGCACCAUCGCCAAGGAGUUGCUAGGCUUGAACGCGAAGGGCUGGUGGACAGUCGCCUCCCAGCCCGCCGUUAACGGUGUCAAAUCCACUGACCCCGUCUUUGGCUGGGGUCCCAAAAACGGCCUCGUCUUCCAGAAGCCCUUCGUCGAGUUCUUCCUCCCCUCGGCCGACUGGGUGGCACUCCAACCGCGUCUGAAGGCGCAUGACCAGAUCACGUACUUUGCGGGCAAUGCAGCGGGCGACUUCGAGGCUAGCAGUGAGGAGGCGGUUAACCCCGUGACGUGGGGCAGUUUCACGGGUAAGGAGAUUGUCACGCCGACGAUUAUCGAGGCGGUCAGUUUCAGAAGCUGGUGCGAAGAGGCGUGGAGUAUCUGGCGCGAGUGGCAGAGGAUAUAUACGCCGCGGACGGAGACUAGCAGAUUACUAGGGGAGCUGAGGAGGGAUUUGUGGUUGGUAAAUAUCAUCUGGGGAGAUUACGUUGACGGAGACGGGUUGUGGAAAUUUUUGAUGGAGGAGAGAUGA